Penicillium subrubescens is the source of this 219-nucleotide messenger RNA. RefSeq lists its product as uncharacterized. The transcript has a single exon. The coding region runs from base 1 to 219 and encodes 72 amino acids. The record is from RefSeq and is a predicted model, not a curated record. NCBI's taxonomy places the organism in Eukaryota, Fungi, Ascomycota, Eurotiomycetes, Eurotiales, Aspergillaceae.
AUGGCUUCCAUCUCGGUCUUCGGAGCGCUGACAAUGAUCAGCCGACGUGCUCGCUCGGAGCUUUGCUCGACAAAUGCAGGUCUGCUGCUCGGUGCAAUCCCCAAUCUCCACGCGCUAGACCGCAUCUCGAUUGUGGCCGUGGAGGGAGCAUUCUGGCAUGCGGGCCCGAGUCGGGGUUUCUGGGCGCGACCCCCUCUCCUCCUGGUCUCGUUGGUCUAG